AAUAUUAUAUAAUAUAAAUUUGGUGUGUCUAAGAAAAAUCAUUAUGUCUCUUGAUGCGCAGAAAAUAAUAAUAGGAGAAGCCAAAUAAGGGAAAGGCGGUGGACGAAUACUAUACAUUUGGAGACAGGCAAAAAUCAAAUUAAUACCAAGUUUAUAUCCAUAAGCGCUCGAAUAAGAAGAAUAUGUCCGGUGGUUCAUUAAUUGCUUUAAAAGAAGACGCUAUAGAUGGGAAUGCUGGAUCUAAUGGUAAUGUAAAUCAGCAAACGCACCAGCAGCAGCAACAACAACCACAACAAAAUGGACCAAGCUCUGGAUCGGCCUCUUCAGCUCCUGCUGAAGGAACGCGUCAAAAUAGCUUGCAACGUAUACAGCAACGUAAACAAAAGGUUUUCAAUUUGCCAAUAUCCCAAAAAUUGGCUAAAUUGUCAAUGUAUUCAGCUUGUCAAGCCGAGGGAUGCCGUUGCACGGGUUGGAAAACACCGCAAGAAAAUCGACACCGAGAUGUUGAAUCUUCCUAUUGUCCUGAAUUCAAUGAGGAAUGCCGUAACACCAAUUGCCGUCAUACGUUACAAAGUCACAUAGCUCAUUUGGACGGUAUUUCCGGUGUGGAAAUGAAUAAUCUGCUGGGAGCUAUUAUCGACAUGGAGAACUUGUUUAUGUCAAUGCAACGCGUGGAUGAUGAGGAUACAAAGAAAGUUUAUCUGUAUCUAUUCCGAUUACUGCGUCAGUGCGUGAUAACCAGGCAACAAGCUGUCAUACGUGGCCCCUUAGGAGAUCCACCAUUCGAAUCUCCCUGCAUUGCUAAAGCUGUGUAUUCAUUUGUUUUCUAUAAAUACCAUCAUUUAAGCCCCAAUGAAUUGCAAACCAUGACCGAAGUUGCUAAAACAUUCUUAAACUUCUUGAAUCACUACAAUUUUGAACCACCAUCUUUAAGAAAAGCCGAUCUCAAGAAUGAGGAUGCGUCUACCUACAAGAUCAAUUAUACGCGCUGGUUAGUAUUUUGUCAUGUGCCCGCCUUUUGCAAUUCCUUGAGGCACUUUGAGACUUCUUUGGUUUUUGGUCGGACUCUACUACGCACCGUCUUCCAAUAUAUGGCUCAACAACUAAAGAAAAAAUGUAUAUCAGAACGAGAUCGAUUUCCUGCCGAUAAGAGGUCAAUAAUUACCCAAAUGCCUAAAUUUUUAGAAGCUCUUAAAGGGGAAUUACUUAAAGACGAGUCGCCUAUUUGGGACCAAACCUAUCGGCCUCCCAGCGCUUUCCUAAUGCAACAACGCAAACGUCAGCAGGAUACAGCAACUAAUGUUUCGGGGACAGUAAAUAACGCUAACGGCAAACGUGCAAACAUUGGCGAACCGAUACAUAAGAGGCCCAAAAAAGAUGUUGAUCGAAACAGCGGUGAUUCUAAUUACGAAGAUCUUCCUGAUGAAACAGUUAUUCGUGCAAUGAAAGCCGUCUCCGAAUCGAAAGCCAUUAAUAAAACGGAAAUACUUUUUCCAGUCAAUGUUUCCAGAGAUGAAAAUGUUAAGGCGGAAGAGCAACAACGUGCUAUUGAAUUUCAUGUAGUAGGCAAUUCGUUGACAAAGCCAGUUGACAAGGAAACUAUUCUAUGGCUAUUGGGUCUGCAAAGUGUUUUCGCUCAUCAAUUACCCGAAAUGCCGCGUGAAUAUAUUAGUCAGCUAGUAUUCGAUACGAAGCAUAAGACAUUAGCACUGAUCAAGGAGAAUAUGCCAAUAGGAGGUAUAUGCUUUAGACCAUUUCCUAGUCAAGGAUUUACAGAAAUUGUAUUUUGCGCGGUCACAAUGUCCGAACAAGUAAAAGGUUACGGAACCCAUCUGAUGAAUCACCUUAAAGAUUAUAGCAUACAAAAGGGCGUAUUACAUCUUUUGACUUACGCUGACUGUGACGCAAUAGGAUAUUUUAAAAAGCAAGGAUUUUCGAAAGACAUCAAAUUAGCUCGUCCUGUGUAUGCCGGCUUUAUUAAAGAGUACGAUGGAGCAACUUUAAUGCACUGCGAACUGCAUCCUAGCAUUGUAAAUACACAAUUUAUAUCAGUUAUACGACGUCAAAGUGAAAUUCUUAAAGAACUUAUAGCUGAGCGUCAUAAUGAGGUGCAAAAGGUACGACCUGGUUUGACUUGUUUUAAAGAAGGUCUUCCAUCUAUUCCUGUAGAAUCUAUACCCGGUUUGCGUGAUAUUGGUUGGAAACCGCAAACAAGAGCACCAAGAACUUCGAGGCCGUUAGAAGAGUCAACGGACCCUGAAAAACUGGCAGCAUCAUUUGCUGCCGUGUUGCAAGCGGUGCGCCAUCACGCAUCUGCGUGGCCAUUUUUAAAACCGGUCACUGCAGCUGAAGUACCCGACUACUAUGAUCAUAUUAAAUAUCCAAUGGAUUUGAAGACUAUGGCGGACCGCCUUAAGAGAGGCUAUUACGUAACGCGUCGUCUCUUCAUGGCCGACAUGGCGCAUAUUUUUUCAAAUUGCCGCUUUUAUAAUUCGCCUGAAACUGAAUAUUAUCGUUGCGCUAACAAUUUGGAACGUUACUUUCAGACUAAGAUGCGCGAGCUCGGCUUAUGGGAUAAAUGAUGUCAAGCUCUUAAUGCAACGGUUGAGCCAGCCCAUGAAAGGGAUAAUAAAAACGAGGAUGAUUGCAAUGAAGCAAAUUUGGAUAUAAAAAAUGCUAAAAUACAUACUAACUCUACAACUAAUCUUAGCCAUCACAUGACAGCAGCAAAUGCUUCUUUUGGCACUAGCGCUAUAGAAAAUUCGAUUUUCACUAAUAAUUUUGGAAUUGCGUCAUUGCCAGAGGAUAUAUUUAAAAAUUAAAAUUAAAUGUACUAAGAAGAAAAAUGCAUAAACUCAAGCAUACAUCUAUAAACAGAUACAUACUAAUAUAUAUAGUCUCAGUUAAAUGAAAGCUUUUCUUAAUAACCCCUUCGAAAAACGUUACUAUCAAAAUAGUGAUCACGUACAAGAAGUAUAAUAAUAUAUCAAAUUAAAUAUAUUAUUUAUAUAUAUAAAAUAAGCUAUAAUAAUAAAAUAAGCUUAAAUACCUUUGAACUGCUUUGGAAAGUUUUUAAACUUUAAGUAAAAAGUGAUUUCCAAUCGUUUUAUCUUAAAGAUGUAAGAAGUCAUUAAAAGGAUUAAGUAUUGAUUAAUUUUAAUGUAAUUUAAAAAUUACCGAAAAAAAUAACUUUGGAAGAACAGUUUUUUAAAAUCAAAUA
This is a messenger RNA of Glossina fuscipes, 3220 nucleotides long. It is a transcript of the gene Gcn5, whose product is annotated as histone acetyltransferase KAT2A. The transcript is spliced from 5 exons. The coding region runs from base 183 to 2582 and encodes 799 amino acids. Gene Ontology annotation, biological process: chromatin remodeling; positive regulation of transcription by RNA polymerase II. The record is from RefSeq and is a predicted model, not a curated record. Gene Ontology annotation, molecular function: histone H3 acetyltransferase activity; protein binding. Gene Ontology annotation, cellular component: nucleus; histone acetyltransferase complex. NCBI's taxonomy places the organism in Eukaryota, Metazoa, Arthropoda, Insecta, Diptera, Glossinidae.